GGUAGAGGAGGAAGCUGCUCCGGCUGCCACGGAAGAGGCCGCUCCGGCUGCCACGGAAGAGGCCGCUGCUGCCGUUGAGGAGGCUGCUGCGUGAGCAGGGGGUAAGCAUAGCUUAGAAGGAUUGUUACAGUGAUUGGUGCUUGUCACGAGCAGGACUUGUCACAAUCAGUAAUAUUCAACAUCCGGGAAAUUAUUUAUAUUAAGCAGCGAGAAAACCAUUUUUACCAAUUUGCAAAUCAGACAAAAUUUUUCUGCGAGGAAGAGAAUAUACGUUUUUUACGGUAGCAGAACAAAGUAUAUGAUAAAGUCACAAUAUCCUUCGAGUAACAAUAAACCUGUACAUUUUAUUUGUCCAAUUUCAAUUUCACAAUGUCAUUCUGUUUUCCUAUAAUUCUAACACAAAUUUUUCUUCUUUCUUGUACACUUCAAUUCUUACACUAACAGUUCUAUCCAGAAGUACCACCGCCCGAAAUAGUUGCCACACAACAAAAAUCGAUGCACUACACUCGACCUCUAUUGCUCCAGAAACACGAUCGUUCGUCGCGUGGAAGUUUUGCCCCUUCUCACGUUUCGCUCGAUAAAAUUUUUGUAGCUAUAGGUACAACAAGAAUGCCUGAUGUGAAUCGUUGCAGAGGCGACGCCGCUGCAUACUCCUGCACAUAUGAACAAGAAGAGGGCGACAUGCUAGUAUCCCUGUGGUCCUAAUCGCAACGUGAAGACAUCGGCAUGACAUUAAUUUUCCUCAGUUUCAGCAACUUCCGAACAUCGUGCACGGAAGAUAGGAGAGCGCCCUUCUGUGUAUGAAGUUUGGAGUUUACGAAACUGCAAAUUUGUCUUUUUCGUCGACGUAGCUGUAGUACCAUAGCAAUUUACAAAAACCGUCUACCCUACCUCGCAACCUCCGCAAAUCUUUUUUUGCAGAACUUGUUGCAUAAUUAUACUCCUAGAAGCACCUGUGCCUGUCCCCUAGGUCGGUUUUAUCCAGAGCCGCCUGUCCCCACCUCUAGAAGUAGUACAAGCCUUGUGCAAAAUUGUUGGACCACCACCUUCCGUUGUCCCCCAACAGAUGCACAGUGCAUGUCAUGGGAUUAUUUUCGAACUACGGUAGUUGUACACAUGAU
Amoebophrya sp. A120 is the source of this 1121-nucleotide messenger RNA. Lineage: Eukaryota; Dinophyceae; Syndiniales; Amoebophryaceae. The record is from the annotation of a GenBank genome assembly.